Molecule: messenger RNA, 7560 nt
Organism: Orbicella faveolata
Lineage: Eukaryota; Metazoa; Cnidaria; Anthozoa; Scleractinia; Merulinidae
Biological process (GO): cellular response to lipopolysaccharide; regulation of transcription by RNA polymerase II
Source: RefSeq, a predicted model, not a curated record
AAAGUAAUGGCUUUCUUAGUAUACUUGACAGAGAUUAACGACACUUCUAAGAAGCACCGGAACUUUUAUUCUUGUUGAUCAAGGUAAUUCCGUGCGGGCUUUUUUUCCCUAAUUCGAUUCGCCAGGAUAUAUUACAUAUCUUCCAAAUAAACACGUGAAAGUUUAUAUAUAUAUAAACUACAUAAUUUCCUGACAUUACCUAUGAACGCUUUAGUGAGCAUAUUCGUUUGUAUUUAAAUGCUUUUCUAUUAUUUAAUUUUGUGUCAAUCCACUGUCAAGGGUGUGAUUUGUUCUUCACUUUUCACAACUCCGUGUAGUCUGCUUAAUGACAAACAGUAAACACACUCGAAACAUCAGGUUAAUUUAGAAAAAGAGCUAAAAUGGAGGUUGAUUUAGUUGGCUUAUAGCAAGUUUGCUGUUAAGGCGUUUCAUGUCACAUUCUUACUGUUAAUUCCAGGCGCAUUUCCGUAGUUUCAGAUUUUUUUGAUCAGCCACUGUCUGAGAUUUCUCGAGUGGUGAUCACUAAUACAGUUUACGUAGUUUGGCAGUCUUCUAUGACCCAAUCAAAAUUGAGAGAUCACGUGGUUUGUCAACUAGUUCCUCAUUCCAAACCAUAGCGUGAAAAUACGCGAAGAAAUUGGUUCCUUGUAAUUAGUUUGACAGUACAUAAGUUGCUAUCGAUAACGUAACUGUAUUUCUCAGGCCCAACUAACUCAAACUCGAAUAAACUUAUUAUCGUUUUCUUUCUAGAAUUCUAUUUAAUCCUUGUUGUCUUGUUCAGUCUUCAGUUGAUAACUACUGACACAAAACAUUUCGACGGAAUAAGUACCUGCUCAAUUUUAGUAUCUGACGUCUUUCAGUGUUCGGGAAAACCCCACUGAAUCUUGCAUUAAACAUUACUUCAUGUAUUUCCCUGUUUUCCUGGUAACAUUAUUCGACCUUCUUACUCAGUCAACAAAUGAUUUUUCCAGUGAAAGGUGAGUUAAUUUAUUUCAAAUACUGUAUCAUUGUUUCACGUCUGUUGCAUUCUUAUUGAUGCAGUCACGAGCUAUAUAACUUAGCUAAUAACUCUGAAAACUUCUUUAUGAAGUGUGCGAUGGCUUAGUGUACAGUUUUAAAGAGACCAAUCCUUUGCUAUUUCAUCCAGUGUUGUUCUCGGAAAAUAAAACAUAUCCAGAAGGACUUGAGACGUGGCAAUCACUGAAAAUUUAUCUACUGGACUUUAGACCUUCUCAUGAACUGAAGUCCUACUUUGCUGCUUGCCUAGCAAAGAGGUUCUGGAAGCAUUAACUGAAUUCAAAUGUGUGUAGUCAGUCAAUUUCCUGGUCUGGUUAAAUUCCAUGUGCGCCUCCUUACAUGUCUCGUUUAGGGAUGUUCACAUUGUUGUUCAAACAUUCAUCGUUAUUCCUCGUUAAUUUAUUUGGAAGGCAUCUCUAUCAAACUCACCAAAAUCCAGGAGGCCACCAAUUUCUCUUCAGGCACUCAGCAAGAACAUGUACGCUUCGGUUAUAUUCCUCUCUUAACUUAGUUACCGUUCGCCAUAUGAUGCUUGAGUUUUUUUAGCCCCACAUUGAUGCUUGCAUCCUGUGGAACAACUUCGUUGCAGGACUGUUUUCAGCGGUGAUUUUCAAAAUCGAUGGCUCGUUAGGAGAAAAUUCUUUUACCUGUAGCUACGAGGCAAGCUUUUAAAUAUGACCGCCGAGGAAACCCGGAAGAUGAAACUGCCUGUCGAUAUCCCUAAUUUCCCUUAGUCUGUGGACGGGGUCAUCGGCACGUUCGUGGGUCAGCGGUUGGCGACUGAGUUGCAAUUGAUCUACCAUACAUAUUUUUCCCUUCACAGGCUCACUCCUUUGACCAGAAAAUUGGUUAGUAAAAUCUGGAAAUUCUAGCUCUCCACCGCAUUGAUAGAUCGUAGACUCGGUGCGCGCCAUUCCUUUGUUUGCCAUACAAGUAUCAAUGCAAAAGUACUGUUUUUCGUUUGGAAGCUAUUUUUCUCGGAAAGUAAGCUGUUUCGUUCGUUUUAGAAGAAGAUUAUCGCGAGUAAGGUUACCAGGAAGACUCACUACUUCUUCUCGGAAAGUUUUAAUGCCUACCAGUUCAGAUGGUGGAAACUUCGGUAUGGUCUUGUGUGAUCUUACUAAAUUAGUACUGUUUCAUUCUGUGCAUGCGAUGGCUUCAAUAGUGGAGAAUGAGAACUUGCCCGAGGCUUGACUUACAGACUUUCUGACUGUUUUAAAAGCUCAGUUGUUCUCGUCAUUAGAGAGGGCGGCAGCUGCAUUUUGGGUCCUGGCCCUGAAUUUUUGUCACACAACGCAUUUGUCAUUAUGCAACCAAAGCACUUUCGAUUCGCUUGUUUCGCUUUCUCGUCUUGCUGCCUCUCCGUAUCAUUGUCAACACAGCCAGAUCAAAAGCUGUCAGAUAGCACUACACAAGUGGAGAAUGCAGGUCUGCAACAAUCAUUAGUAAAAUUUUGAGGAUCACAACAAAGCAGAUUCAAUUUGCGAGUGUUUACGAUGAGUGCAAAAUGUCGGGAUUCAUCUGAGCAUCUGAACAGUUCAGAUGAAGUUACAAAAUUGCAAAGAGAGAUUGAGCAAUUGCAACAAGACAACAAAGUUCUUCAUAUUCGAGCACAAGGUGUUCAAGUUCUAGGCAAAGUUCUUCAAGAUUCACAGGAAAGCAAUGCCAGACUCCAAAAAGAAGUCCAGAAGUUGAAAUCUGACUUGGCUCAGAAAGGCAUUGAUUCAGCACUGGCUGAUCUUUCAGUCUGCACCUCUAUCAACGAUGACAGCCAAAGUACUACAGCUGAGCAGGGCGACAGAUAUCAUCUGUCCAUUGGGAGAAGCACUGAUAAUCAUGACUAUGUUAACGUCACAACAGUGUCUGAACCUCAGUCAUUAUCUUCAGGUUUUCCAUCAUUGUUGCCUGGAGAUUUUCACAUUAAGGAGAUACAAGCCGAGUUUCAACACAUCACAUCGGAGCUUGAUCAUCUUAUGAGAAAUGCACAGAACCUCCGUGAGAAUAUCGAAAGGUUACCAGGCAGUGACAGAGACACCGAGUUGCAAGGAAAGCUCACAAGACUGAAUUCUAAACUCAAUGAGUAUGUUAAAGAGGCACGAACAAGGGAGACCCUAUCUAGUGCAUUGCUUUCUGAGGAGGAGAAGUUAAAGACAAAACUGAUUGCAAUGGAGGCAGAACAGGCUUCUCAUGAAAAUGUGGUGCAACAGCUAAAGGACAAGAUAGGUAGAAGCAGGGAAGAAAUUGAGGAAAUUCAAGGUGAAGUAAAGUUCUUUGAAGAAACUGUUCACGUGAAAAGAGAACAAGAACUUGCUGCAGUAGCCCAUAAUGAGCCACUGUCAAUUGGUUCAGAGACAAGUACAACCAGAUCAACAUCCGAUGAGUCAAUUGUUGUAAAGACUCCACUUUCCCGGACUGGAUCAGAAGCUUGUGAAACCUGUGGUCAGUAUCAGCGACAGCUCGCUGAACUUCAGAGGCAACUACUAUUGGUUAAAGCAGAAAAGGAUGAGGCACUGAAACUUAAGGAAGAGAUACUUGAUGUGAAUCACAAAUGGGAUGAACAGUACAAACUGCUUUCCUCUGCUUCAAACAAGGAAAUUGCUGAUCUCAAGAACCAAAUUGAAAUGUUAAAAUCUGUUGACAAUCAAAGGAAUCCAGAGAUCAUGGAGAAAAUUAAGGCAUUGGAUGACCAUUGCAAACAGCUGGAAAGUGAAUUACAACAGAAACAGCUUGAAAUUAAUCGCAUGCAGCUGUCGAUGCGCAACCAGUCUGCACUCAAGUACCAACAGCCUCCAGCUCCUCAGAACACAUCCAUGGAGCAGCCCCUGUCCCAUCUGUCCCUACUUGGGGCUGCUGCCCCUCGUCCAAGUACGCCUACUCAAAGUUUGCCCUCCUGGCCUGGUACCACAGCCUAUGGGCAACAGAUUCCUGCUGAGCUUAUUGACCAGAUUGAGGUGCUGAAACAGCAGCUUAGAGUGUAUGCUGAUGAUUUUGCCACUGAGAGAGAAGAUCGUGAGAGGAAUCAGGCAGAGAAGGAAAAACUAAGGGAAGAAUUAGAUGCAGUUAAGGAACAGUUGCAGACCCUGGAGCAGCAGCUCCAAAUAUAUGAAGAAGACUUCAAAAGAGAGAAGAGAGAGAAAGAGAGUUUACAGCAACAACUGAGGGCCAAAAAUAGUGGAGGGAUGUAUCAGUACCAGGAUCCACUGGCACAGAGGGCAAGAGCUGUAGCUGAACAGCAAGCCAGAGUUCAAGCAAUUCGAGAGGUACAUGAUCGAGAGAGGGAAAGGUUGCUGAGAGGUCAGCAGGAGCUACAGCAGCAGGUUUAUGGACAGCAGCCAUAUUCCCGUAUUCAGUCUCAAUACAAUCCUUAUGGACUUAGUGGCUUGGAGUACACAACCCCGGAAUGGCAGCAGCAAAAUUAUCAAAGGGUUCCCAGGGGAGUUUUACCUCCCCGUGGGCCCAUUGCACACCCAGCAAGCCAAAGAUCAACAAGAACCUCCUCAAUGUACCAUGGAGGAGAGGUCCAACCUGACAACGACAUGGUAGAAGACGUUGUGGACUCACCAGCAGAUGGAAAUGAUGCCGACGCUGCAGGUGUUAAUGGCGAGGAUGAGAAGGUGGUUGGGCUGGAAGAAUGCCCUCGCUGCCUGAGAAAGUUUGAUGGAGAGGACAGCAACACCAUCCUUAAGCACAUUGAGAGGUGCAUCUCUUAAAAAGAAGAGUUUCAAAGUGUGUAUUGUUUAACACACUACCCUUGCAAGUAAUUUCUACAUUUGAAUCACUGUUAGUGGUAUAGUAGGGUAUUGAGCCUUUACCGCAAGGGCAUUUUGGAUGGCUCCUUGGUCAUCUUUGAUCAUCUUGCUGAUUAAUUAUAUUAUUUAUCAGCCUUUUGAACACCUAAGUUACCUGUAUCAGCUUAUAUAGUGUUUUCAAUAUUUAUGACAUACCUCACUUUUGCAUGCUGAGUUAUUUCAUGGCUAUGGGCAUUCAUACUUUAGGUCUGGUUUGCUCGUCUCAAUAAAUUGAGAGCAACCUAAAAUUAAUCUAUUUUGAAUCUUUUUUUUCUGCCAAAAUGCAGCUCACUUGUGUUAGAGAUGUUAUUUUGUAGCAUCAGGACUAUUAAUAUAUUUUUUGUAUCUAUGAAAGUACCCUGGCAUUCCAAGGAAAUAAUUCCUAGAAAGGGCGUAUCUUAAUUUGCAAUCAUUAUUAUUGUUAAUGAUUACUAUUUGCGAUAAUUAUAAGUGAUCUCGUUAUAUGACAGUUAAAGCGAGUGAGGGUUGGAUUUUUUAAUAAUGUUAUAGUCUCCUGAGCACUGAAGUGUUGCAUUUUGUAUGUACAUGUGAUAUUGAAAUACCUAGUGCUCGAUGUUUACGAUUUGACCAUACAAAAACAACAUAAGUUCAACGUGUAACUUUAUGCUCGUUAUGUGAUGUUAUUGUCUCUGACAAUCACAACAAUUUUGUCUUAUGAUUUUGGUUUUUGGCUAUUCGUAAUAUAGCGUAGAUUAUUGAAUUUGACGCGUUUCCAUAUUGAUAAUUCACGUCGUAACUUUGUCCCAAAGAAGGUACAACUGUAUAUGUACAUGUAGUUUGGUAUAGCUUUGGGUAUUUUGUACUGGUGAUGAGAAGAAAUCGCGCAUAAAGAACGUGGUAUAAUUUACUUUGAAUUGCCUUCCAAACAACUUCUAGGCAAAUUUACAGGCCAAGUCAUUUACAAUGUUUACUUCCCAGGGUGUUGUUUGGUAAUGUCGUUUUCACAGACUUGUCAAAUUCUAAUUACUAUACGCUGUAAAGCACCCUGAAACACCAGCUCUGAUUUGUAAUCAAUGUGCAAUUCACACUUGGUACAUGUCGUUUACAUGUGUGGAUACACCUCCUUCCACAUGCCAAGUAAUGUUAAUUCCUUAAAAGUACUAGAGGGUGAAAAGAGCCUUGACCUCUAGUUAUGUUUCAAUGGUAAGUUCUGGCGUCAUUCAGUGAAGAAGACGCCACUCCAAGGCAAAGAAUUAGCUUCGCAUUGCGUUUCAACCUACAGAUGGUUGGUAUUCAGCCAUUUCUAAACCUGGAGCCUCCAAGGGUCCAGUAAGAGAUUCUCAGCUACAUGCCUUUUGUUUAAGCAGCAUGUUAUUGCCAACAAGCCCUCCACUCAGUGAUCGUCUACACUGGCGUCAACAGGAAUCAUAAGACCUACAAUCACCACCUAUACCACUUGCUGAUACAGCCAGUACCUGUAGCAGUUUAUGCCAAGUUGACGAGUCUGAGAAGUUCUCUCCGCCCUUCACUUGCUGUGGGCAAUGAAAAAGUUCGGACCUGAGCAUAUCGAUGUCAUAAUGACAUACAGUACAACCACUCCUAAGUACACAUCAAGCUGGUUGACGUUAAACAUGACAACGAAUAUUGUGCUCGUACGCCGUAAAAGUUUGGCUCUAAGCAGGUUGUCGCAGCUACAUCUUGUCCUUUGGAAAGUGACAUGGACAAUGUACGCAUUGACGUGGUUCACUUACGCAAGCCUAAGAAUAUUGUAGUCGUGUACUGGUCAAUUGUCUCCGAAAGUUCGGAGUUGAAUAUGCCGAUGGUGGAACUUACUACGGUAACCUGGGUGUUGUACACCACUUACUGGCUGCCCAAGAUCAAGCCAAAGGGUGCCAUGAUCGUGCUCUAGUCAUUCGUUUGAAAAACCUCGGGCUUCAGAUUAUUCAUUUGACAAGUAUUUCCCAACACUUGGGUACUGUCUGUGCACAGUGACCUGUAUGACCUGAAACAAGCGAAAGAGUAUCUUGACGACGCACUCGCCAUUCUUCUGAAGAAAGCUCCACAUUGUUAUCUUGAUGUUACACUUAGUCUCAUCAAAACCAGUGGCGGGUUCGGCUUGCUUUGAUAAGCAAGUGUUGAUGUUGUCGUUGUUGUCGUUGUGGUUGUUUUUGUUAUUGUGGAUGUUUUUGCCGUUGUUGUUAAUGUGUGAUUACUAAGAGCGCUACAUGUACCACCUCUUUGGGAUGAGAUUAAUUGCAUGGAGAAAUACAUGUAUAAAUUGUCUGCUGCCGUCACCAACGUUUCUUGAUGUCGGGAAAAUUUUUUAUUUUCUAAUUUUCUUGUUUAAAACUUUUUCUCUUGUUACCGCAUGUUAUGCUGACACGAGAAAAGUUGAUAUUUUUAAAAAGGCUUAUUCAUCUGCCAUUGCUGAAUGUUCAAGGAAAUGUUCCGUUGAGUUUUUUCAGUUCUAUGACGUUCAACGAUACAGUAAAAUCCCCAUUUUAUUAUUGUUUAUUAUUACUGAUUAUUCCAAGCAAUCUUAUUAUUAUAUAUUGUUCCAAUGCUCCCUUGGCAAAGCAGUUAGGAGAAAUUUACCCUCGAUUCUGCUAGCCUGUGGAUUGCUCAAAGCAUUUUCUUCCCAAGAGGGCUCGAAAAUUCGAAAUUCCACUCUAGAAGAACGAGAUCGUGUAACUAAGACAAACGGGCGAUGUUCAUUAAACACGUAACUUGAUUAUUUAUAGAAAAGUUUACUGAGUAGUGUAGGAUCAGAAAAUAUAUAAAACUACCAAAACGG